Molecule: messenger RNA, 411 nt
Organism: Pipistrellus nathusii (Nathusius's pipistrelle)
Lineage: Eukaryota; Metazoa; Chordata; Mammalia; Chiroptera; Vespertilionidae
Source: the annotation of a GenBank genome assembly
AUGGCCCUCUGGCUGACCUUGGUCGUGGUCCUCACCUGCUUCGGCGGCCUCGCCUCCCCGGGCCCCGUGCCCACCUCAACGGUCCUCAGGGAGCUCAUCGAGGAGCUGGACAACAUCACCCAGAAGGCCCCGCUCUGCAACGGCAGCAUGGUGUGGAGUGUCAACCUGACAGCCGGCCGGGCCGCCUCCCUCCGCCCGCUGUACUGCGCCGCCCUCGAGUCGCUGGUGAACGUGUCCGACUGCCGCGCCAUCCAGAGGACCCAGAGGCUGCUGAGAGCAUUCUGCCCCGACAAGCCCUCAGCCGCGGGGUCCAGCCAGCUGGUCCGGGACACCAAGGUGGAGGUGAUCCGCUUCGCCAAGGACCUGCUCCAGCAGCUGCGGAAGGCCGUGCGCAACGGGAUGCUCCCCUGA